Molecule: messenger RNA, 2082 nt
Organism: Penicillium alfredii
Lineage: Eukaryota; Fungi; Ascomycota; Eurotiomycetes; Eurotiales; Aspergillaceae
Product: phosphate-sensing transcription factor PHO4
Exons: 2
Coding region: 1-2082 (693 amino acids)
Molecular function (GO): protein dimerization activity
Source: RefSeq, a predicted model, not a curated record
AUGGAGCAACCGGCUAUGUCCUGGCCGGAGCCACUUCAUGAGAACUCGCUCAUUCCGGGGGAGGAUGAGUUCUCCAAUUUUCUUGAGUUCAAUAUGCAGUUUCCCGAUCUCGAGGGGCACGGACCUGGCCAUUCGCAUUCUCAGCAGCAUUCUCUCCCCACCGACUCAGAAAUUACUCAACACCCGCGUCCCCAGGUGCAGUAUCCCGGUCAGAUGGAGGGUCUCGCCAUGGAUUUCAACGGUCAAGGUCCGGUGCAAUCGCAUCAGUUGCCCUACUCUGCUCCCCCCAUGGCCCCGGGUUUCUGCACCCCAACUUCGCAGUCGAUGCCCCAUCAGUCGAGCCAGCAUUAUAUGCAGGGCCAACCGGCGAUCCCUCCCACACCCAACAGCAUCGAGCUGCAAGGAAACGCUGCCCGCUACGGGCACCACGCAGAGGAGAACCAUGAAAUGUACGAUAGAUAUGCGCGCAUCAACGAAGAACAGGCCUUGUACACGCCCCUCGUUUCUCCUGCUAUGACCCCAUUGGAGAACCAAUUCCGACUCCCAGAAUAUACCAUCCCUGGGGAAUAUUUCACUCCUCUGACGUCCCCGGCACUGGAGGCUCAAAAUGCCAAUAACUCCAAUAAUGGCUACCCGUACCCCUCAAGGCAGGUGUCAGAUGUGGGAUUUGUUCCCACGACUGCGGAGGUGAAUCCUCUCCCUGGUGCAUCUGCCCCGCCAUCGCCCAGCGUCAUCCGAAAAACUCAUCGCCGGCGACCGUCAACGACUCCCCGACUCGCCGGACGGAACAAGGUGAAGCAGUCGCCGUCCAUUCGGGCACAGGCGCAACGGAAGCGGACUCUAGUAAAUGCCAAUUCGGAGGAAUUUUACCAAAGUCUCAACCAGGAGCUGGACGGCAUCAAACCGCAGAACCACGAUGUCCGCUCCCUCCAGGCCAGCAGCACAGAAGGUUCUGGCCAAGACUCGGUAUCUCCCGAGCCAUUGUCUGAACCGCUGAUGCCACCCCCGGCGCUCCCACCGCCGCGCAAGUCUCCCGCAAUAGCACCACAGACAGCGCAGUCUCCCGGGACCGCCGCCACCCCCGCGACGCUGAUGCGCAUCCAGCGGUCACAGCCCGCGCAGGAUUCAAACCAGCUGAGUGGCCAAAUGCAACUCGUACAGCCCGAGUUCCAGGACGAGGUUAUGGAGGAUAUCGCCUUACCAGAAGCGGCUACCCCAUCCACACAGCUGCGCCCUAAAGUAAAUCGCAUCGAUACCGCCGUACAUACAGGCACGGCCAGCCCGGUGACCUCGGCGAGUGUGACUCCGGCCUUGGAGCCUCGGUCUGCUACAGUCGAUCGGACUCCCGGCGGGUCUGUUGCAUUCAGCCCACGCACCGUCGCCAUGCCUUCCCCGACCGGGUCCGUACCCAAAAAGUCGGAACCGUCCCGAGUCUCGUCUGCUCGGAAACGGCCCAGCUUGAGCUCUACGCAUGCCAGUCCGCAGCUGCGGCCAAAGAUUAGCCCGAGCAUCCAGCCUCUCAUGCGCAACGAGGGUGAGUCCCAAUUUGGAGAGCUUCUCAGGAUCACUGCAUGUACUGACCUUAACGAAACUCUUUUAGGCGUAACACAUGAUGCACUCUACCUGGCCUCCAAAUCGAACUACCAGCACAUUCUCGAUGGCACUCUCCCUUCGGGCGUCUCAUAUCCAGAAACCCUCGCCGAGAACCUGAGCUCCAAGCGCACGAACCACAAGCUUGCCGAGCAGGGUCGCCGGAAUCGGAUUAAUAGCGCCCUCAAGGAAAUUGAAACGCUUAUCCCGCCGGAGUUCGUACAAGCACGUCAGGCGAAGGAAGCAGCAGUGGCGGGAACCUCCAAGCCGGGCGAAAAGGAGAAAGACAAGCCCGCCAACCAGGCCAUCAGCAAGGCUAGUGCGGUGGAGAUGGCCAUCGAUUAUAUAAAGGCUCUAAAGAUGACUCUCGAUCAAACAGCUGCGAAACUCGCGGCAGCCGAGGCCAACCUGGCGGGAAAACCAGACGGGAAAGAUCCCAAGGAGCCCGCAGUGAAUGGGGUCUCAAACUCCACGGCCAAGGCAUCCAAGUAA